AUGAUGCUGCAGGUCAUUGCGGCUGAAGGACGGCCAACGACAUCGUCGCAAACAGCUGCUACCAACAAUCCGUGGCAAUACCUCUGCUGUGGAAUAUUCAAUGGCCAAGUCAACGCUCAGUUCCAUCACCAUGCCCCUCCUGAACGACCAGAGACUCCACUGAAGCCGUCGAUCGUCAAACCCUUCAGUCGCGACUCAGACUUUGCCAAGCGAGGGGCACUUGAUCAGAUUCACCAGAAAUGCGCUGUUCCAGGAUCUCGAACUGCGCUCGUUGGCCUGGGUCGCGUUGGCAAAUCGCAACUCGCAAUCGAAUACGCCUACCGAACUCGAGACUUCUCGCCAGAAAAAUGGGUCUUCUGGGUUCACGCAAGCAAUGCUGCCCGGUUUGAGCAGAGCUUUCGGGAGGUUGCAGAUCGUGUCAAGAUCCCGGGGCGGCAGAAUCCAACAGCCAAUAUCUUCCAGCUCGUGCACGAAUGGCUGUCUGAUGAGAAGAAGGGGAAGUGGUUUCUUAUACUUGAUAACGUGGAUGACGCACUGUUUCUCGUCGAGGCGCAAAGGACUGGACAAGAUGGGCAAGCAAGUAACACGGGGAUCGCAAAUUCACGGCCGCUUGUCUCUUACCUGCCGCAAUGCCAGAAUGGGACGGUUCUAAUUACCACAAGGACUAAGCUGGAAGCGGUACAGCUUGUGGAAGACCACGAAAUGAUUGCAGUAGGUCCUAUGAGCAAGGUUGAUGCAGUAGCACAUUGA
Messenger RNA from Cadophora gregata, 750 nucleotides. RefSeq lists its product as uncharacterized. Bases 1 to 750 code for a protein of 249 amino acids. The transcript has 5 exons. The record is from RefSeq and is a predicted model, not a curated record. NCBI's taxonomy places the organism in Eukaryota, Fungi, Ascomycota, Leotiomycetes, Helotiales, Ploettnerulaceae.